Copidosoma floridanum is the source of this 714-nucleotide messenger RNA. RefSeq names its product pikachurin-like. The record is from RefSeq and is a predicted model, not a curated record. NCBI's taxonomy places the organism in Eukaryota, Metazoa, Arthropoda, Insecta, Hymenoptera, Encyrtidae.
AUGCCACAGCCUCGGCCACAGCUGGAAGAGUGUACCUUAUCCUACGUGACUUUUCCGGAAAUGCUCGACCGGGCCAUGUGUUUCAAGUACACGGAAAAUUAUGUUUCUGUAAGGAGUGAAAGGCCAAUUAAACUGGACGAGUGGAUCGAGAUCAGAGUGUCGAGGACUGGUCGUCUUGCCUCUUUGGAAGUGGAAGACGACCCGGCCAUAGAGAUGAUGGCCCCGGGUGCUUUUACCCAACUUUCAUUACCUCUUAACAUGUACCUGGGUGGAACACCAUCGACGGAAAUGUACUCGCCAAAGUUAAAGACGAACGCAAGCUUUGUUGGCUGUGUACAAUCUGUCGUGUUGAAUCGACGCGAGGUGGGUAUUCUGGCAGAGGCUCUGGGUGGCGUAAACGUGGGUAGCUGUGGUCACGCGUGCGAAGCGCGGCCGUGCGGUGACGCGGAGUGCCGGCCGCUGCGCGACCGCUUCACCUGUCGCUGUCGACCCGGACUGCCUCAUCCCUGCCCCGCCCUCGACGAUCAGCAGCAGCAGCAGCAACAAUUGCAAACGAUAACUAGUUCUCAAGUGGAAACAGCGACGAGGUACGCGAUAAGCUCGGCGCAACCGGAAACGCCUGUGCCCAGCUUCACUGGAACCGAGAUUUUUGCACACUACUUGUUUUCGACAACACCCGAGCAGAUUGGCGAGAGACGCCAGCUUCGACAGUGA